AUGGAGUUGACAUGGGUGGGAGUAGCUUGUGCGGCGGCGAGCGCUGUAAUUGUGCCGCUAAUACUACACCGCAUCUUUUUUCAUGAGACGAUGAAGCACAAGAGCUCGACAGAAACUUGCUCACUUGAGAUGUACAUGACCAGGCAUGGCAUGGAUGAGCUGGAAGCCAAAUUUCAAGUUGCCGUAGAUUUCGUUACUACACGAGGCAAUAAUAAGCUUACGAACGAGCAGAAAUUGCUUCUUUAUGCGUUUUACAAGCAAGCCAGCUUUGGCCCAUGUAGCGUAGACAAGCCUUCGGUAGUUGAUAUAGUGGGCAUAGCAAAGUGGCAGAGUUGGAAAGCUCUGGGUUGCUUAAAACAAGAUGUAGCCAAAGAGUAUUACGUUGAAUGGGUGCAGAAAUUUUUCGAGGAAUUUGAUGUGCGUGGUCCGGAAAAGUGGGGUUCGUCUUCGGAGGCUAGUAAUAAGUCGACAACAUUGGAUGGGACGAUGGGAAUGGCUGGGUCAGUCAGUUUGCCAAAGGUGGAUAUGUCGAGUGAGGAGUGGAAAGUAAAACAGGAUAUAUUCCACUACGCUAGUACAGGUCAUUUGGACAAACUCAUCGUCGCUCUUGACCAGGGCGAGGAUAUCAAUGCACAGGAUUCACAUGGCCGAACGAUGUUGCAUUGGGCUGUUGAUCGAGAUCAGGCGGCAGUGGUAACGGAGUUACUAGGUCGUAAAGCGUCUCCGAACGUUCAGGAUGCCGAUGGAAUGACACCUCUUCAUUACGCAGUUAGUUGCGAGCACGAAGAAAUGGCUAAACUGCUGGUUAAACAUGGUGCGUUAGUGGAUAUCGAAGACCUAGAUGGUGAUACACCUCUGUCAACAGCCACAAGCCAUUCACUUCAGACGAUCUUGGCUGAUGGAAAGAUCAACGGAUCUUACUAG
Messenger RNA from Plasmopara halstedii, 924 nucleotides. RefSeq names its product acyl-binding protein. The record is from RefSeq and is a predicted model, not a curated record. Gene Ontology annotation, molecular function: fatty-acyl-CoA binding; protein binding. NCBI's taxonomy places the organism in Eukaryota, Oomycota, Peronosporomycetes, Peronosporales, Peronosporaceae. The transcript has 8 exons. Bases 1 to 924 code for a protein of 307 amino acids.